CGUCAUAGUUACAUUCGAUCACUUGGCGUACGUGAUAUGAAAUGUCAUCGCGGGGCUAGCCCGGCUGCAACAAGUGCGGAACCGACGAGCAGACUUUAAUUUUCUGAACUCGUUCGAUCACUUACUUGAGUAGCAUAGAGUCUCUCAAUAUGCUAGUUGAACAAUAGUUUCAAGCUCUGGACCGCUUUGGCGCCAGCGGCCGGAGAUGCCCGCGUUGCUGAACGAUAACAGAGUAACAGCUGCUACAAUGCACGCUGGAAUUGAGGACGAUGAGUUCGGCGCCAUCUUCGGGGCGUCUGCAGGCCUGGCUCCGCAGCCAAUUAGCCUGCCUCUGCCUGCGGCGGGCAUGGCUGCCGCGGGCAAAGGCAGUAAGCCCGACGAGACCGACGAAGAGGUGUAUGCACAGCUCUUUGGCUCGCUGCCCUCCACGGUGCUGCCGCUGCGCUAUGGCGGCCUGCCGCCUGUGAAGCCCAUCACCGUUGUGCUGGCGCUGCCGCCGCCGCCGCCCGCACGGCCGGCGGCGGCUGGGGCGGCAGGCCGUGGCGCUGGCGCGGAAGCAGGCGGCCAGCGGCAGACCUCACCUGCGCCGGGCUCAGCGGACGCGGCGGCGGCGGCCUUCCUGGCUGCGGCUGCUGCUGCGGGGGCGGGGCCGCAGGAUGAGGAUGACAUGGACAUGGACCGGGCGGGGGCUGGCGCCGGGCAGGGGGCCGCCGGCGGCGAUGACGACGAUGACGACUUCGAAGUCACCCUGGAUGAAUUGGACACGGCGGCCAUGGCGGCAGCCUCGGUGGCAGCAGCGGGCGGGGCAGGCGCGGCAGGAGCAGGGGCGGCGGCGGCAGGCGGCGGCCGUGCGGCAGCGGGAGCGGGAGCCGGGCCGCCCGCGCCGGGCGGGGCGGUGGGGGCGGAUGGAAAGCCGGGUGUGCGGCUGCCGGGGCCGCCUGCAGGCCCGCGCCCGCCGCCCGGCGCGCCGGCACCUCCUGGCGGCGGCGGCCUCCCGGUGCCCGGCCCCGCGCCGCCGCCUGGCGGCCCGCCGCCGCCCGGUCCCCGGCCCCCAUUCGGCGGCCCCGGCGGCCGGCCCUUCCUGCCUCGCCAGCCGCAACCCAUUUACGGCCUCAACUUCCGCUACAACAUGGAGGAGGCGGCCUGGCCCACCGAGGCGCGGCUGGACCAGGCCAUCAAGCUGCCCAAGCAGACACGAGUCACGCCCGAGGAGUACCGGGCGUUCCUGUCGCUGGGGCACGGCGAGAUCUUUGAACUGGACUUGGACAGGGUGCUGCCCCACGAGGCGGGCUGGCGCAACCCCAGCGCCAACCCCGGCGACUACUUCAACUACGACAUGAACGAGACCGCCUGGCGCGCCUACUGCGCCGCCAUCCGCGCCUUCCGGGACACCUUCGACCUGCGCGCGCCCGUGCCGGCGCUGUGCCCCGAGCUGAGCGGCCCCGCGGGGCGCGGCGCGCCGCAGGGCGUGGACUUUGGUAUUGACUACGGACUGCCGCCCGAGGUGGUGGCGGGGCUGAGGGCGGCGGGCCGCACGCGCCGCUUCCAGCGCUUCGACGCCGAGGGCAACCCCCUGCCCGGCCCGGAGCAGCUGCCGGCUACCGCGCACGACUGGCUGGGUGAAAUGGCGGGCGCCACAGCGACGGGCGGCUGGGACGGCAACGAGUACGCCUUCAACGGCCGCACCGGGCAGCGCGAGGCGCCCAGGCGCAGGGGGCCGCCGCCGCGAGUCCGGGGCGCCGCGGCGGCUGCGGCGGCGGCACGGUGGGCGACUGCGGCGGCGGCGGACGAGGACGAUACUAUCAUUCCGCUGACCGAGGUGGAGCUGGAUGAGGUGGUGGUGGACGGGCCGGACCAGCAGCAGCAGCAGCCGGAGGAGGAGGAGGAGCCGGAGCAGGAGCAGGAGGUGAAGCAGGAGGAGCUGCAGGCGGCGCAGCAGGAGCAGGAGGGGGUUGCCGCGGCAGAGGGCCAGGAGCAGGCGGAGGCGGAGGCAGGCAACGCGGAGGCGCAGGAGCCGGCAGCAGCGGAGGGGCAACAGGGCCCGGAGGCGGAGCCAGCUGGCCAAGUGCAGCAGGCAGACCAGGGCCCCUCCGAGCCCGCAGGUGCCGCCGCGCCGGACGGCGUGGAGGCCGCCAUGGACGCAGCCAACGCCGACGCCGCUGGCGCCGUCAAGGUCAAGGCCGAGCCGGGCACGGAGGAGGGCGCCCAGCAGCCCCCGCAGCAGCAGCAGCAGCUGGGCGCUGCGGCCGUGAAGGCGGAGGUGAAGCGCGAGCCGGCCUCUGGUGCGCCGCGUGCCCUCCCCGCGGCUCCUGUCAAGCGCGCGCCGGUGUGGGUCAACGCCGACUACGACCCGCCCACCGCCUACCUGCCGGGCGGCGACCUGGCGCCGCCCCACUACGGCCCGCUGCCCAAGCGCCCACGCAGCCCCGAGCCGCCCUCACGCUACUUCCGUCGCCAGGACGACGACGCCGGGCCCAGCGGCCGGGACCGCGAGCGCGAACGCGAGCGUGAACGCGAGAACCGCGCCACCCGCCGCGAGCGGGAGCGGGAGCGCGAGCGGGAGCGCGAACGCGAGCGGGAGCGGGAGCGGGAGCGGCGCAUGGGGCUGGCGGCCGUCAAGUUCGAGGCAACGCCGCCGCCACCGCCCGGAUUGCUUGCUGGCAUGCCGCCCAUCGACGGCGUCGGCCUGGGCCCGAUGAGCGGCGUGAUGCUAGACGGCAUGCGCACCGGGCUGGACUCGGACGCGGUGCUGGUGGGCGGCACGGGCGGCGACGACGACGACGGCGACUUCUACCUGGACGGCGGCGGCGGCGGCGACAGCGACGAGGAGGAGCAGCGUGGUGGCGGCGGCGGCGGCGGCGGGGGUGCUGGCGGCAUGGGUGCUGGCCCAGGGCCCGGUCCGGGCAUGGGCUUGGGCCUGGGUAUGGGUAUGGGCGGGCCGCCGGGCCGGGGCGCUGAGCUGGACCUGGGUCCGGACAUGCCGCCCCUGAUGGGAAUGGGGAUGGGGCUGGGCAUGGGCAUGGGCUUGCCGCCUGUGGUGCCGCCCCAAGCGCAACAGCAGCAGCAGCACCAGCAGCAGCAGGGAGGCCGGGGCGGUGGCGAUGGCGACGACGGCGGCGAGGCGGCGGCGUUCGGAGACUUCAGCGCGGGCGGCGGUGACUACUACCUGGAUGACGGCAGCGACCAGCAGCAGCACCAGCAGCAGCAGCAGAGCUCGCCGUCAGGCCAGCACCAUCGCGGGCACCACAACCACCUCAACAACAAUAACAAUAACAACAGCAGCAAUAACAACCAGCACCAGCAGCAUGACUCGCUGUUCUCUGACCCCAUGGGCUCCGGCCUAGACCUGCUGGACCCGCUGGCCAUGAUGGGCGGGAUGGGCGGCCUGGCGGGGCUGGGCGGCCACAUGGGCAUGCCGCCACCCGGCAUGUCCGGCAUCAUGCUGGGAGGCAUGCCCGGCCUGCUGCCGCCCGUGGCGCCGCUGCCGGUAGCCGGGCCAGGAGGAGGAGGAGGGAGCAGCGCAGGGGGAGCCGGGAGGGCGGCGGCGGACCGCGGCCCGUCGCGGGACCGGGACCGCGAGCGGGACAGCAGGCAUACCAGCAGCCGGCGCUCGCGUUCUCGCUCCCGUUCCCGCCGCUCGCGCUCCCGCUCGCGUGACCGCGACCGGUCCGGGCGCAGUAUUGGCGGCGGCGGCGGCAGCAGCAGCGGCCGUGACCGGCACCGCUCGCGCUCGCGGGAACGCAAGGACCGAGAGCGUGAGAAGGAGCGGGAGCGGGACGGCAAGGACCGAAGCGGGCGGGACAAGGAGAAAGACAAGGAAAAGGAAAAGGACCGGCGGCGUAGCAGGAGCAGGGACAGGGACAGGGACCGGGAUAGGAAGGACAGGGACAGGGAGAAGGACAGGGACCGCAGGGACAAGGACCGGCGGUGAGGGUGUGUGGCGGCCGCGGCGUGCGGUCCUGAGCACCGUUGGAGGAUUGGAGGUCCUUUGUUGUGACGUUUGGCCGUAUGGGUGUGGCGUGCGCUUGACUGACUUUCUUUGGAGGUUGCCAUGACGAAGAGGAGUUCUGGACUGUCUGGACAGCGCAGUGGCGAUUGACAGGGUCGUUGUGCGCCAGGGUUGCUCAAGAGGCUUUAUGGUGGGCGUGUCAGCCGGGUUCAGGCUGACCGCCAGGGCCCUGGCAUGCAGGGCCAAGGUAUGAAUAAUCUAUGCAUCCAGGGGCGCAUGCCCUGCGUGUUUGCGUCUCGCAUGAAUGCGGAUGUUACAGAGGGGACAGUCCCAGCAGUCUCGCAUGGCGUCAGCGCUACACUGUAAAUCCGUUUUGAG
Messenger RNA from Chlamydomonas reinhardtii, 4327 nucleotides. RefSeq lists its product as uncharacterized. Gene Ontology annotation, biological process: mRNA processing. The record is from RefSeq and is a predicted model, not a curated record. NCBI's taxonomy places the organism in Eukaryota, Viridiplantae, Chlorophyta, Chlorophyceae, Chlamydomonadales, Chlamydomonadaceae. Bases 248 to 3931 code for a protein of 1227 amino acids. Gene Ontology annotation, cellular component: nucleus. The transcript has 14 exons. Gene Ontology annotation, molecular function: RNA binding.